Messenger RNA from Capsicum annuum, 1042 nucleotides. Its product is annotated as MLP-like protein 423. Lineage: Eukaryota; Viridiplantae; Streptophyta; Magnoliopsida; Solanales; Solanaceae. Bases 298 to 759 code for a protein of 153 amino acids. The record is from RefSeq and is a predicted model, not a curated record. Gene Ontology annotation, biological process: defense response; abscisic acid-activated signaling pathway. The transcript is spliced from 2 exons. Gene Ontology annotation, molecular function: signaling receptor activity; abscisic acid binding; protein phosphatase inhibitor activity.
CACAUCUUCAAUAUAGAAACCAUGUUUAAUGCAUUCACCAACUACUACCUCUCAGACAACUUCAACCUUAAAUGCAUUUAACAUUCAACUACAUUCGUAUGUUAGUAAUUAAUCAAGCUAAAUAUAGACAACAAAAUACAGGUAGCAGAAGGUAGCUAAGAUUUUAAAUGAAAACAACACAAUAUUGUCACUACUCACUGCUAUAAAUAUAACUGAUUCUCAAAGUACUUUUACUCCAUCCCAUCAAACAAUACAGUCUCUCAAUUUCUUUACAAAUCAAUUAGUUAAUUCAAGAAAAUGGCAUCCAACAUAGGAAAGAUUGAGGUUGAAGUUGAGGUGCAAAGUGGAGCAGAUAAGUUUUGGAAUGGCAUUAGGGACUCUACAAAUCUCUUCCCUAAGGCUUUCCCUAAGCAGUACAAGAGUAUUGAAGUUGUUGAAGGUGAUGACAAGUCUGUUGGUUCUGUUCGCUUGAUCAAGUAUGCUGAAGGGUCCCCAUUGGUGACAUACUCAAAAGAGAAAAUAGAGUCAGUUGAUGAUGCAAACAGAACACUAGUUUAUUCAGUCAUUGAUGGUGAAACCUUGAAAUACUACAAGAGUUUCAAAGGCAGCCUUUCUGUUACUCCAAAGGGAGAUGGAAGUUUGGUGAAGUGGUGCUGUGAAUUUGAAAGGUUAAGUGAUGAAAUUCCUGAGCCACAAAUCAUCAAAGAUUUUGCUGUCAAGAAUUUCAAGGAUCUUGAUGCUUAUCUCAUUGGGGCAUAAAGAAAGACCUUACUAGCUGCUGUGUGACAAAUAAUUAUCACAUAGUAUAUAGUUUAAUGAAUAAAAUUAUCUGCAGAAAUGUUUUCAUCCUGUAGAAAAUCUAGGUAGACUUUACUUUAUUAAUAAUGUAAGUGUAACAAAUAUAGUUUAAAUAAAAGCGGGCUAUGGAAAAUAUAAGAUGCUAGUUAUGGCAUUCUGUGGUCCAUUUGCCUUGUGUUGGUUUCGAUUUUUGUCUUAAUUUGAUUUGUUGGAAAUAAAGAAUAUGUGAAGAUUUUCUGUGUAA